CUAAAUUCAUAUUAAUCAAAUAGUAGGCCUUUCUUAUGACUUUAUGGUCUGGACAUUUCAUUGAUCUCAGUAGUGAAUUUCACUAAAAAGGCUUGUUUUCUAUCAAUAAUACAUUUUUUUUACUCAUUUUUAUGGACAAAGUAGCCAUCAUAUAAUGAAUAAGAAUUGAAAAUAAUAAAAUUUGACGAUACUUUACAGAAACACAUCUACCACCACUGAAGCUCAAAUAUAGAACAGUAAAUUUUUUUCAUCCCAUGAUAAAACAAUUGUUAUUCUGACUGUUAUUUUGUGCAGUUCUGAUAGCUGCCCUGAUUCCGACUCACAUUCAACUACAUUAGAAUCUAAAAUUAAAUACAUAAAUAAAAAUCCAAAAUAGCAUGUCUUCAUGAAGAAAUUAAAACACUGUGAUUCGGUCAAUUCUAAAUACUCAUUGCUUGAAUCGAGAAAAGAUCACAUAAAUAAAUUAGAUGUUAGAAAAAUAAAUUUGCAAUCCACCUCAAAAUCUAGCAAACAAAUCAGUGGGAGUCAUAAUACCAGAAGGAUAAAGUGUAUUACACCGGAAAAUUCUACUUCAGCUAAAAAGAUGCAUAAAUCAGAUCUACCAUAUUUGAAGUUAUCUCAUAAAAAAAAUAUCUACAGUUCACCGUUAACAGACAAUAUUUCAGCAGUUAAUAUCUCGAAUGUUAAGCAGCAAAACUUUUCAAAACCACUUGAUUAUUUGCGUCGUAUUGUUUUGCCUUUUUCUGAAAAUUCAGCAGAUAAUAAACAUGAAUUCAUGGAUUUCCCUACAUCAUCAAUUUACUCUAACAGAUAUUCAGUUGAAAACUCAUGGUCAAAUUUAUGGCGUAGUGGCCUCCCAGAACAAAAGUUAACUAUAUGGUUACCUAGAAGAUUUACUGGACAAGAUGAUGAACAUCUUCAGUGCAAAUUAAACAAAACUCCGAGUAGCAUAAAACUACAUAAACUAAGCUUUCCCGAUUUAGAUUUCCUAGAACAAGAUAAUAGUUUCACAAUGAAGACAACGCAAAAAUGUUCACCGCAGAUUAAAAUGACAUCCAACAGUUAUUGGACGUUGAAUGCUCAUUGUGCUGAUCACAAUGCUAAUACCAAUAUUAAUAAUGAUAAUAACAACAGUGCAAAUAAUUCCAGACUUUCUAAUAACCUCCGUAAAAAUGGAGGUGAGCAUCUAACUCACUCUAAUAAUUCAAAUAGUUUAACCAUAAUGGGAAAUUCCUAUCCUAUUAAUAGACCUCCCGAUAUCAAAGAAAAAACCUUGGCACAACUGUCUCUUAUUAAAAAGGAAGAGAACUGCACAACAUCAAUUAACUCUAAUACCAAUGUGAAAGGCUAUAUGGAUCCGAUGGUAGGUGCGCCUGUAGAAUUCUUGAAUCGUUUAAAUGCAUUAUCAAAACUUCAGGCAGUAACCAAACGUUGGGAACGUACACAAUAUCGUCGUCAGGUUAAGAAAGAAAUGAUCAUUAAUAAAUCAGUUGUUGAACCAAUCAGAUAAUUCAAUAUGUUUAUGAUACUGCUUUUGUACUUUUUUAAACUGAGAUUAAAGUAUUUGAUAUCCAUAAA
Messenger RNA from Schistosoma turkestanicum, 1578 nucleotides. The record is from the annotation of a GenBank genome assembly. Lineage: Eukaryota; Metazoa; Platyhelminthes; Trematoda; Strigeidida; Schistosomatidae.